This is a messenger RNA of Rotaria sp. Silwood1, 1452 nucleotides long. The record is from the annotation of a GenBank genome assembly. NCBI's taxonomy places the organism in Eukaryota, Metazoa, Rotifera, Eurotatoria, Philodinida, Philodinidae.
AUGUUAACUUGGUAUUUCAAAGUUCGUUUACCGAGUUGUCCCAAUCCAUCCUAUAUGAUGCCGCUCAUUCCGUUACAAUUGUCCAAGUCUGAAGAAGUAGUGUUUGAACAGUGGCAAAUUCCAAACUGGGUCAAACGAUUUAAUGUUAGUCACUUAUUCGAUUGGACUUGGCAUAAGAAUGGCGAAUUUAGACGUUGCCAAGCAUCAAUAGUUCGAUCAUCGCAGUCAUCAGCAUGCAAGGCUGCAUCAGCAACAGUUGUGAAUGAUGUUCUCGAUUAUUUUCGUUCUCAUCCUAAUGAAGGAUGUAUCGUAGACAAUGUUGCACGUCUUCCUAAUUUGAUUCCUCAUCCAUUACCUCGUGCUCGCUCUUUGACUGAUACAUGUUCUUCACUUCACAUCGAUCAUGACUGGGCUAUAUGCAGUAAACCACAGUCAGAACUUGAUAAUUUCCUUCCAGCAACCAAACGAUUUGUAACUAUUGCUGUAUUCAAUGCAUUUGUCGAUACAGGUUACUGUCAUUCACAAGUACCUGGAACAGUUUUUACUAAGCAUGCCACUUUUCAUCUUCAAAAAUGGACCAAUAAACGAUGUAGUAAUGACGUCAUCUCUAGCAUUCCACAAAUCAAGAAUGAAUAUCGACAUACUGAAUUAAUUGACUCUCUUGGAAAUUAUUUUGAAGCACCAGGACAUUUUGCACCUCAGCAAUUACCAAGAUUACUACGCUUGCUUGCUACUGUGCCAACAACAGCCAAAGUUCUUGUUUCAAAAGGUGGUGUCGCUGAUCCAUUGAUUGAUGUCCUUGUUGAACGCGGCAUAGUUACACGUGAUCGUAUGGUUCCAUUUGAUAAAGAUACUCGUCCUAAUCACUUCGCAAAUAUUGUUUAUCGCAGUGAACCAUGGCCAUAUGUAGGAGAUAAAGACAAUGCGCACUACAUUCAUGAUCGAACAGACAUGCAACUUGUUCAUCGAGCUAUGGCCACUGAUGACUUAACAGUGACCGAGAAAAAAGACAGUAUUAUUCUAAUAAAAAGAAAAGAUGGAGAUGCACGAUCAAUUGUUGAACAUUCAGAUAUGUUUACAUUUAUAGCAUCAUCACUCAAUAAAUCUAAAUUAUGGUCAGAUCUUCAUAUCGAAAUCUUCGAAGCUCAAGGACAUAUUCGUGAUCAUAUUGCCUUAUUUCGUCGAGCUCGCAUAAUUAUCGGUCCUCAUGGUGCUGGAAUGAUGAAUAUACUAUGGUCAUCACCAGGAACACAUGUCGUUGAGAUUGGAUAUACGACUGGAAUGACUUUUCCUGAAAUGUAUGCUGAAAUGAGUCUUCAUUUGGAACAUCAUUACUGGAUCUGUAAAGGACAUGGUAAUUAUUACACCCCCAUUCAUGUUGACAUGGAUGAUUUUAUGUAUAUUUUCAAUCAAAUUAUGCAUGAAAUAGAAAUGGAGAAAGCACGGUCUUGA